AUGAAUCCAGAUGAUGUAUCUAAAAAAUUACAUGGGCUUACUGAGAUAGAAGAAAUAUUAAUCGCACAAAUUUUUUUUGUUAUUUUGGUGUAUUGUUUUUGUGAAAGUCAGUAUAUAUACCAUAGUAAUGUUAUCAACUUUCCACAAGAUGUAUUAAAGUUCAUAGCUAGACUUUUCUGGAAUCUAUCAUCAUUAGAUAUUCUUGUUGUAUAUCAUCA
Dentiscutata erythropus is the source of this 218-nucleotide messenger RNA. The record is from the annotation of a GenBank genome assembly. NCBI's taxonomy places the organism in Eukaryota, Fungi, Glomeromycota, Glomeromycetes, Diversisporales, Gigasporaceae.